AUGUACAGCGCACCAGUGCUGCGAGCUCCAGCACGUGGCAUAAUACCAGAUUCGCUGGCCGAGUACCCGCGUCGCUUCGGCGAACGCGACUAUUAUCGCGCGAAUGUGGAUGAUGAUUCGGCGAACGAGCAAUUCCGCGAAGAUUCACAGAACAAGCACUUCCGUGACAAUUCGCAGAACGAACAAAACCAAACUCGUGUAAAAGAAAACUGUAUAUCCGAUGCUGAGUUGGGCCUCAAUAAAUUAAAAAUUUUCCGUUGUGAUAGAGAUUCUUGCAUCAGUGUUUAUUCCAGAGAUGGCGAUGUUUUGAUAGCUGUUCGUGAUUCCUUGUUUUGUUGUCCUGUUGCUGUGAGUGAUUAUAAUCUUCCAGGUUCUUCCUGGAUGAAUGGCGACUGUCUUCAGCUGCAGGUUCCUGUUAACUGCUCCCUUGCUAGCCAGGCUAGUCUGGUUUGCGAUUACUUUAAUUUGAUGAGCUUCUUUCAGCUUAAUACAGUUGCCAAUGUGUCGGGUUAUAUGUUGGACCUAUUCUUCUCCUCGUUUCGUGAUAUCUCUGUGGCUGGGGCUGAUGAGUCCAUCGUUCCUUGUCUCGUUAAUUGGGAUGAUGCCUUUGCUAAUAACUCUAUUGAUGAUGCAGUCGAUUUCUUUUAUUCUCAGUUUGACCACGUGAUUUCUGCCUUUGUCCCUGUUCAGAGUGUUGUUAAAUCCUCUUAUCCUAAUUGGUUUUCCAAGGAGCUGAUCUCUCUCAUAAAGGCCAAAAAACUUGCUCAUUGUACUUUCAAGUGGACUAAUGCUUAUGCGGAUUAUUUGGUUUUUUCUCAUCUAAGGGAAAACUGUAAAGCCUUGUCUGCUCAGUGUUGGUCAGCAUAUGUGAGGAAAACCGAAGCAGCUCUAUCAUCGGAUGCUAAAAUUUUCUGGAGCUUUGUCAAGAAUGCUCGUACAUCUGAGCAUCGCUCGGCGCGCAUUUGCCACGAUGAUGUAUUUUUGGAAAGUGAUGCAGCGAUUGCAAAUUGUUUUGCCGAUCACUUUGAGUCUGUAUACUCACGGAUAACUGAUCAUGAUGAUCACUUUUCGAUUCAGAGGUGUCUGGAUAUCUCCGGAUUUAACAUUUCUGAAGUUGAAGUUUUUAACACUGUUAACUCGCUAUCCUUGAAUUGUGGUGCUGGUUUAGACGGGAUUCCCCCAUCAUUUAUUAAGUCAUGCGCUUUUAUUAUGUCGCAUAUACUGUGUUUACUGUUUAAUAAAUCUUUAAAUGAUGGAAUUUUCCCUGCUGUGUGGAAGCAGUGUCUAGUCACGCCCACAUUUAAGGAUGGUGAUCAAUCGCGGGUUACUAAUUAUAGGCCUAUCUGUGAACAGAGUGUUAUCCUUAAAAUUUUUGAUUGCAUAGUAGCGCGCAAAUUAAGUUCCUUAUGCAAAAAUGUGAUAGUUGAGGAGCAACAUGGCUUUAUGUCGGGGCAGUCUACUGUGACUAAUCUUUUGAUUUACAGUGAUUUUUUAACAUCGUCUAUUGAACUUGGGUAUCAGGUGGAUGCAGUUUAUACUGAUUUCAGUAAAGCCUUUGAUCAGAUUGAUCACCUGAUUCUGAUGAGAAAGUUGGAACUCUUUGAACGCAGACUGUUAAGUUUGGUGACAGUUUAUCAAGACCUAUUGCUGUUACGUCUGGCGUCCCGCAGGGCUCUCAUCUAG
Messenger RNA from Ooceraea biroi (clonal raider ant), 1683 nucleotides. RefSeq lists its product as uncharacterized. The record is from RefSeq and is a predicted model, not a curated record. NCBI's taxonomy places the organism in Eukaryota, Metazoa, Arthropoda, Insecta, Hymenoptera, Formicidae.